Molecule: messenger RNA, 843 nt
Organism: Neurospora tetrasperma FGSC 2508
Lineage: Eukaryota; Fungi; Ascomycota; Sordariomycetes; Sordariales; Sordariaceae
Exons: 2
Coding region: 1-843 (280 amino acids)
Source: RefSeq, a predicted model, not a curated record
AUGGACUCUUUUCGGUCUCAGUCUCAAUUUCAGCCUCUCUUCUGCUCCCCGGCACUUCCCUCUGAGCUGCUCUGGUACAUCAUCCACCAUUGCACUCAUCCCACCACCUUGAUCGUCUGCUCCAGCCGGGUCGAUUUUCUCACGGCUUUGGCUAGGGAUAUUAGGCAAAGCCAAGAAGAAGAUGAGAAGUCACAAGAUCAAGAGCAAGAAGAGCGGCGAAAUUCACCUCAACCAGACCAAGACAAGAUCACCCCGGGCCCCUGGGCCUCCCAACUCCUCGCCUCCCCCCUCUACCAAGUCGCCGUAGCACGACACAUCCGCAUAGUCUUCAUCCCCACCGUGUCCCACCUGCGCGCCUUUCUCUCUGUCUUUGAUACCAAUAAUAACAGUACCAACACCAACAAGGUUCCCACUUCUCCUCCUCCUCAUCCGUCAACUUAUGACCCCUUACCAAACCAGCAAAAACAUCCACAAUCUCAACGACUAUUAUUAGUCUACGGCUUUCUAGCCUCACAUCGUGAUUCAAGCGAGUGGAGUGUGCAAGGGCUGAACACCACGGCUGCUGUAUUGCUGGAGACGGGAAGGAGAGUUGGGUUGGGGGUUAUGGUUGUUGAGCCUGUUGAGUAUGAUGAGAGUCUGAGGAGCCUGGAUGAUUUGCUUAGGGAGAAGAUGCCAGUUGUGAGCGGGAGUGCUUUGAGAGGCGCAGGAGGGGAUCUUGAGAGAAGUGUUGGUGGUGGGUUGAUUGGGAGGACGGUGGAUGUUAGGAGGGUAUUGGGUCGAUGGUUCCAGUUUGGGGUUGGGAAGUGGGAGAGGGAAAGGCAAAGAGAUCGUUUGUGCAGUUGA